GCAGCGGCUGCAGCAGCGCUCAAUCGCCCGCGCGACAGGAGGAAAUGCGUAUCGCCUGCCGCUCCGCUGUCCAAUGGGAGAAGCGGAGUGGGCGGGGCGGCGCGGCGAGGUGCCGCCUGCCGGGGCCUCUGCUCACUGCCGCACAAGAGACAGGGCAGGAGAGGGAAGGGGCAGCUGCCUCCUCUCCUUCUUGUUAGCGCGCAGCGCAGGCGGCGGCGGCGGCACUGGCACUAUGGCGGCCGAGGACGGUGAUGGCGAAGGGGUCCGAGUGCUACAGAACCUGCGGGGGAAGAUCUGUGAAGCCAAAAAUUUAGUGCCAUACUCUGGACCCAACAAAAUGAGAGAUUGUUUCUGUACCAUAAACUUGGACCAAGAAGAAGUUUUUCGUACACAGGUGGUUGAAAAGUCUUUAAGUCCUUUCUUUGGUGAAGAGUUUUACUUCGAGAUUCCAAGAACAUUCCAGUGUUUGUCCUUCUAUAUUUAUGAUAAGAGCGUUUUACAAAGAGACCUGCGUAUAGGAAAGGUAGCAAUCAAAAAAGAGGACUUAUGCAAAUAUACCAGCAAAGAGACAUGGUUUUUGCUUCAGCCUGUUGAUUCUAAUUCAGAGGUCCAGGGAAAAGUUCACCUUGAAUUAAAACUGAAUGAACUGAUAACAGAUAAUGGAUCUGUGUGCCAGCAACUAGUAGUACACAUAAAGGAAUGCCAUGGAUUGCCUCUUGUAAAUGGACAGAAUUGUGACCCUUAUGCAACGGUGUCUCUUAUGGGUCCUUCUAGGAAUGACCAAAAGAAGACAAAAGUAAAGAAGAAAACAAGCAAUCCACAGUUUAAUGAAACAUUUUAUUUUGAGGUAACGAGGUCCAGUAGCUAUACCAAGAAGUCCCAGUUUCAGGUAGAAGAAGAGGACAUAGAGAAGCUGGAAGUCAGGAUUGACCUAUGGAACAAUGGAAACCUGGUGCAAGAUGUCUUCCUAGGAGAAAUUAAGGUUCCGGUGAAAGCGUUAGGAAAUGAUUCCUUCCAAGCAUGGUACUUACUACAACCAAGAGAAAAUGGAAACAAAUCCUCUAAAACUGAUGAUCUGGGAUCACUUAGACUAAAUGUUUGUUAUACUGAAGACUAUGUACUUCCAUCUGAGUACUAUGUUUCUUUAAGAAAUUUGCUGCUAAAAUCACCAAAUGUUCAGCCGGUCUCUGCUUCUGCUGCCUACAUUCUGGGUGAAGUGUGUCGAGAUAAAUGUGAUGCUGUUUUGCCUCUUGUAAGACUAUUGCUGCACCACCAUAAGAUAGUACCAUUUGUUACUGCAGUGGCCGAACUAGACUUGAAAGACACUCAAGAAGUAAACACAAUCUUCAGAGGAAACACCUUAGCUACUCGAUGUCUAGAUGAGAUGAUGAAAAUAGUGGGAAAGCACUACCUAAAAGUUACUUUAAAGCCAGUCCUAGAUGAGAUAUGCGAGUCCCCUAAACCCUGUGAAAUUGAUCCCAUCAAAUUAAAAGAAGGUGAUAACGUAGAAGUUCACAAAGAAAAUCUACGUUACUAUGUCGAUAAAGUAUUCAAUACAAUUGUACAGUCAAGUAUAAGUUGCCCUACCUUAAUGUGUGAUGUGUUCUACUCUUUGAGACACCUGGCUGCCAAAAGAUUUCCAAAUGACCCUCAUGUACAGUAUUCUGCAGUGAGCAGCUUUGUGUUUCUUCGUUUCUUUGCUGUCGCUGUAGUCUCACCUCAUACUUUUCAUUUACGACCUCAUCAUCCAGAUGCACAAACUUCUAGAACGUUAACUCUUAUAUCAAAAACUAUCCAAACUUUGGGGAGCUGGGGAAGUUUGUCCAAAAGCAAGCUUUCAAGUUUCAAGGAGACAUUUAUGUGUGAGUUUUUCAAAACGUUUCAAGAAGAAAAGUUUACAGAAGCUGUUCAAAAGUUUUUAGAUGAAGUGUCAUCUACUGAAAGUAAAGAGCCCAGUGGCCUGAGUGAACCAGUACAUCUAAAAGAAGGUGAAAUGUAUAAAAGAGCUCAGGGAAGAACUCGGAUUGGAAAAAAGAAUUUCAAGAAACGAUGGUUCUGCCUAACAAGCAGAGAGCUCACUUAUCACAAACAACAAGACAAAGAACCAAUUUACAACAUUCCAAUCAAAAACAUCCUCACUGUGGAGAAGCUUGAGGAGAGCGCCUUCAAUAGGAAAAAUAUGUUUCAAGUGAUUUAUGGAGAGAAGCCACUCUAUAUCCAGGCAAAUAACUGUGUGGAAGCCAGUGAGUGGAUAGAAGCUCUCUGCAGGGUAAGCAGGUGUAACCAGAGAAGACUGAGUGUUUAUCAUCCCUCCGCUUUUCUGAAUGGGAACUGGCUUUGCUGCAAGGCAACCACUGAGAAUACAAAGGGUUGCACUCCAUGCACUGCAGGUGUUCCUGCUGAUAUUCAAAUUGAGAUUGAUGGGGAUAGAGAAACCGAAAGAAUUUACUCACUUUUUGCUAUCAACAUGCCUAAACUACAAAAGAUGGAAGAGGCUUGUGGAAGUAUUGCAGUCUAUCAAGGUCCACAGAAAGAACUAGACGACUAUUCUAAUUUCACAAUUGAGGACUCUGUAGCAACUUUUCAAACUCUUCAACAAAUAAUAGCCAUAGUAGAAAAGCUGAAUGAGCCUCAUGAAAAAUAUCGGAAGAAAAGAUCAUCAAGUGCUAAAUAUGGCAGUGAAGAAAACCCAAUUAUUGGAAAAGUUUCCUAACGAAAAUAAACUGUGGCUUACAUGGAUUCAGAAGAAACUGGAAGUGUGUGUGUUUUUUAUAUAUUUUUUUUAAAUUCACAGUGUACACUUGUUCCAAAGUAUUUAAGAAUGAACAGAAAUGCUACCUGUGUUCACAAUCUAUUUAAUAUUUAAUAGAGAAAAGUAUCUAUCUGUUUGGGAAACUGAUCAUGAGGUUUAUUCCUAUUUUGAUGAAGAACUUGAAGCUCCAUGUUCUUGAAGUAUCAGAUGUGAGUAAAUCUAAAUAUUUCUGCAAUUGCUUUUUUUUCCCUUGGAACUUGCUAAAGAAAUAAGCUUUCUAAAGGAGGGAAAUCAACACCAAUUCUUGACUGGAUUACACCUCUCAAUAUACUUGACUCACAUUUAAUCCACCAUCAGUGCCUGCUGUGCCGAAAGUCUUGCAGUGGAAAUCCUAACAUAUGACGACUCCAAAAGGAUCUGUUCAGUGCACAACUUCUUUUUCUUCCUUUGUCAAGCUAUUAAUUUUGUCAGGACUCCAAGGUAACUGCAACUGAAGUUUUAUAAAAUGAUGCGGUGUGUUCUGUGUACUGCAGAUACCAAAGUUGGUUAUAUUUUUAUUUUCAAAAAAUUACUGAAGAAAUCAGGGAAUCUGUUGUUAGAUUGUACCUCUUGUUUACAUUUGGGUGAGCAGUGGAUGGAGUGACAAGACCACAGUCUGUUUUUCUUUUGUAAAAAAUCAGAUACUAAUAUUUCUUGGUUGGUGUGUUCGUGGUUUUUUGUUUUGUUUUUUUUUUGUUUAAGUGCAGAUUAGCAACAUUUUUUGGAAGCUCUUUCCUGCAAAUGAGAAGAAUGCAAAUAUGACAAUGCUGUGGUUGGAUACUGUUCACUUUACAUCUCCGCAUCUAGGAUUUUUUUUGAAAAUAAAGAAUUGGCACAUUUAGGUUCAGCUCACCUCUCAUUACAGCUGUAUUAAAUAAUGUCUCUAGAAUAAUCACUCCAAGCACUUUAGAUAUCUGGACUGCCCCAGAUUAUAUUUUAAGAUACUUUGUAGUAUCUAAUCUUUAUGAUCAGUUGAAUGAUCAGUGCUCUUAUGUGUUUUUAAAACAAUGCUUUAUGACUAUUUUUUUAAUUUCUAGUUAUGGGUUGGGAGGGGUUAUUUGUCAGAUCAAACAAAUUUGAACUGGCAUUCUUGACUUUAGAAAGUUUUGAUUCUUGCUCUCUUCCUCUGAGAAUUAGGUUUGUGCUGAAAACCAUAUCUGUACAUAAUCAGUAGAAGCAAGGUAACACUUCGGAGAAGAGAAGGCUAAACUUUCCUUCACCAGUAUUAAAUAUUAUGGUAUACAUGGUAAAGUACCAGUAAAAUUAAAAUACACUGUGUACAAGUAGUACUUCAUUUUUGGAACAUUUGCUGUUUUUUGUAAUCAUGAUUUGUCCCAGUCGGAGUUGAGAAUGUAAUUCAUCAGUACAAAUAUAGAUCCACAAUGUUUACAAAACUAUAAGCUGUUUAAAAUACUACUGUAGGAUGACUUCUUCUCCUAAAAUCCAGACCAGUCGGUACCACAGGAUUGCAAUCACCUUAAUUUCAACAGGAACUUUUCUGUUAGAACAAUCACUUUAAUAUUAAAACAACUGAUUGAAAUCACUUGGGAUUUGAUACCAAUAUCUUCAACAUCACAAUCAUUUCUUACUACUUGCCAUUUUACCAACAAGUAUAGUCCUGUUUUUGCAUUACUGUACUAUUGGAUGUAUUCUUAAAGGAAUUUUACUUGCCCUCAAUUUCAGUUAGAAAAAAUUAAAUUUGUUGUUGACACCCAGCAAUGUAUUCUGUCAAGGUCGAUUUGACCUAGUUUAUUUGCCAAAGAAACAAGGUUUGCCAGAUUUGAACAGCACUAAUAAGUGUUAGAAUUAAGUUUUGCUAUUUAUUGUGACCAGUCUUAUUACAAAAUGUGCUUUAUGUCUGUUUCUUGAAACCUGUUUCUGUCACUUAACAGCAAAGUUAAAUGUAUAACAAGUUUAAAUCUUAUUAUUGUAAGGACAAAAACUUUUGAAAAUGCACUUUUCAUUUGCUUUGAUGGUACUAGACUAUAUAGAAAAGGACAGCUAGGCCUCUAAGACCUGAGGCCUUUAAAAUGUAAUUUGUCAUUUUAUAGUAUAUUUAAAAAUGCAGUAGGUACUCUAGAAUUAAAUUAGGUACAAAUAAGAUGAUUAAUAUUAAAGUUGCUUUCACUCUGAUUAGCCUAGACAUUAAAACAUUGCUCAGUAAUUAGUUUUAUUUCGACUGUAAAUUCUUUUUUAAUGUAGUUUUAAUUUGUGUAAGGAUGAUGUAUUGUUGAAAAUGUAUUUUUAUUUAAAUUUAUUUUCUUAUAAAAUAUUAACUUUUGUAACAUUGCUUGAGAACGACUCACAAAUAAAUGAUGACGAAUUGA
This is a messenger RNA of Gopherus evgoodei (Goodes thornscrub tortoise), 5118 nucleotides long. RefSeq names its product RAS p21 protein activator 2 (gene RASA2). The transcript has 24 exons. The coding region runs from base 74 to 2713 and encodes 879 amino acids. Gene Ontology annotation, biological process: negative regulation of Ras protein signal transduction; intracellular signal transduction; regulation of GTPase activity. Lineage: Eukaryota; Metazoa; Chordata; Testudines; Testudinidae. Gene Ontology annotation, molecular function: GTPase activator activity; phospholipid binding. The record is from RefSeq and is a predicted model, not a curated record.